UCCCUCUCUGCGCCUUGCGACCGUAACAGCCGCACUUCCCAGCUCCGCUUCUUACCAUCAUUACCACCGCGAUCUUAAACCUGCUCGCCAGCGCGCCAUGUCCUAAAUCUCAAACUCCUCCCGGAUUAGUGUUUCGAUUUCAAGUGGCACUUUUGCACACAGGGUUAUACACUUAAAACUUCUUUUUUUUCACAGGUGACCAUGGCCGCACCGGCUGCUCUGAUUUCCCCGACUCCCUUGGCGCUUACUCCUCCGAUCUCAACUUCCACCUUGCCGUCUCCAUCUCCUACCGUCGCUCCUCCCGGACAUCAGUUCCGAUCAGAGCUUACUACCAUCGCCGGCAGCUCCCAAGCCGGCAAACCGGUGUACUCGACUCCAUCUCCCGUUGAAAAUACCCCACAGAACAACGAGUGCAAAAUGGUAGAAAUGAGAGGAGCAAAGGUUGCAUCUUUCACGGUGGAGGGCUGCGAGCUCAUCUGUCUGCCCCAGGCUUUCGACCUGUUUCUCAAGCACCUGGUCGGCGGGCUGCACACCGUCUACACCAAGCUGAAGAGGCUGGAGAUCACGCCCGUGGUCUGCAACGUGGAGCAGGUGCGCGUCCUGCGCGGACUCGGAGCCAUUCAGCCGGGAGUCAAUCGCUGCAAACUCAUCUCUAGGAAAGACUUCGAGAUCCUUUAUAACGACUGCACGAAUGCCAGUUCCAGACCGGGAAGGCCCCCAAAAAGGUCACAAAGUGUCUCAUCCCAAGAGAGUCCGCAUAUCAUGCUGAACUCGGUACCCAGCCUUAUGUCACCAGCUGUCAUUCCACCCGCAGGUCUCACAGCUUCAGCUGCCACUAGUGCGGUAAUCUCUGAAGCCAUGAAAGUAAAGAAGAUCAAGCUGGAGAUCAUGAGCAGCUACCAGAGUGGCGGUAAAUACCAUGGUGCCGACUCCGAGAACGGGGACCUCAGCUCCAGUGUUGGACUGGAGCACCCCUUCAUGAUGAUGCCCCACCCUCUCAUCCCUGUCAGCCUGCCUCCGGCUUCCGUCGCCAUGGCGAUGAGUCAGAUGAACCAUCUCAACACCAUUGCUAAUAUGGCUGCAGCUGCUCAGGCACAGAGUGCACCGUGCAGGAUGGUCACGUCUGUGAUAAAGGAACGCACCCCAGGUAGUCCAUCUCCCGCCCCCUCCAUGGAAGAGAGAAAGAGGCCGGGCAGCCAGGCGUCCUCUCACCAGAGCACGAGUGUGUCCACCUCCCCCGCCCAUACAGAGAGCUCCUCCGACCGAAUCCCUGCACAUCAGAAUGGACUCUCCAUGAACCAUGUGCUUCUAAGACUGUCUCCAAGCGUCGUCCCAAUGCCAAAGGAAGGAGAUCUGGCCACUCACAAUGCCGGACAAGAGAAAGUAACCGAAACUGAAAAAGGCUAUGAUGAGGCUCCCCUGUGUGCUCCGGAGGUGAGGGACUGCUAUGACAGGCUGUGUCUACCUGGACAGGCACUACCCCCCGGCUUCCCCUCCCCCCUCAUCUGUCCCGACGGCCUGUCCUCCAUCGAGACACUACUAACAAACAUACAGGGGCUUCUGAAGGUCGCCAUUGACAGUGCGCGAGCGCAAGAAAAGCAGGUGCAGCUGGAGAAGACUGAGCUGAAGAUGGAGCUGUAUCGAGAAAGGGAGCUUCGGGAGACACUGGAGAAACAUUUGGCAGUGGAGCAGAAAAACAGAGCGAUCCUUCAUAAACGCUUAAAAAAGGAGAAAAAGACAAAGAGGAAGCUACAGGAAGCACUGGAGUACGAGUCCAGAAGGCGGGAUCAUGCGGAGCAGAUGCUGAAGCAGACGCCACCAGCGCCGAGCCUAAGAUCUGCAAACGACUCGUUGACCCAAGACAUUGAGAUUGAACACAGUAGCGGCAGAACAGAUGCUGAAAGGACAAUACAAGAUGGGAGACUCUAUAUGAAAACAUCAACAAUGUACUGACUCAGCUGUGAAGAGUGAGUACAACAUAGAGUAUCCUUUGAAGCAGACUAUAUGAAAACAUCAACGAUGUACUGACUCAGCUUUGAAGAGUGAGUACAGCAUACUGUAUCAUUUAAAGGAUGCUAUCUGAGAACAUCAGCGAUGUACUGACUCAGCUCUGAAGAGUGAGUACAGCGCACAUUUGAAGGAGACUAUUCGAAAACAUCACUGAUGCACUAACUUGGCUUUGAGGAGCAUACAGUAUCAUUCGGAGGAUACUAUCAUGGUCUCUCUGAGAUACUCAUUCGGAGGAUACUCUCAUCAUGGUCAUAGUAGCAUCCCCAGCUGUAUGGAAGGUUGUCUUUGAAAGCCUGGGGCAUCCUGCCAGUGGAUAUAGAGUGAGUGUGCUUUUCCUGUAAAUAGAAGGUCUGUUUUUUGUUUUUUUGUUUUUAAAUCCACCGUAUGCCGUAUGACAAUUUCCUGUUCGGAAGACUAAAACAGUUUGAGAACAUGAGCGAUAUCAGGGCUCAAAUGAUUAGCAGUUUAGAGUUUUACACUGCAUCCUUAUAAGAAAAGGUUUUGGUUUAUCUUUACAUGAAAAAUAUAGCUACUACACCUACUGUACCUACUACACCUACUGUACCUACUACACCUACUGUACCUAUUACACCUACUGUACCUACUAUGCCUACUACACCUACUGUACCUACUACAUCUACUGUACCUACUACACCUACUGUACCUAUUACACCUACUGUACCUACUAUGCCUACUACAUCUACUGUACCUACUACACCUACUGUACCUACUACACCUACUGUACCUAUUACACCUUCUACACCUACUGUACCUACUACACCUAGCAUCAUACAAAACCAUGGAUUUCAUGAAAAACUACUGUCAGUUUUACAGUGCAGUGAUGAAAUGGGCACAACUAGUAGUUCAAUGAUGUAUUUUCUAAAUUAAAAACUCAGAUCAUAUUUUUUUUUUGCUACUGCUGUAUAUAACAGAUGAAAAGUAAUGCUGAGUGUCACAGUUGGUAUGUGUGUAUAGAACUAGAGAACAUUUUUAUGUGUGUAGUACAAUUACUAACGAAAAAAUGUGUAUAUAUUAUGUGAAUAAAUAUAUUUAUUUUCUAUUAUCGUUAUUAUUUUUAUCUUUUUAGAAUAGCUGCCAUUUUGUCAGCAUGCAUGCAGGCAUGUCAAUGUCCACAAAUUAUGAUGAUUUAUCGAUUAUGCUGCAUAAAAAAUAAAUAUAGGACUGAUUUGACCCAACUCAAAAUUCACUUCAUACUCGUCCUAUUGCUUGGAUUGUUCCCUAAGUGUCUUCUGUAUUUUGUUCAAGCUUUUGUUUUAAUAUAAUUUACAAUGAGCAUUUACGACAAAAACAUGAAAUAUUGUUUGCUGUUCUACCGAAAAUCGGACAACAUAUUUCAUCAAAUCUUGAACUGCCAUUAUAGGAAGGCUUUUGCUGAUCAGCAUCAAAUUUCCAGCUUAUUAAUAGUCAGUAUAUGAAUCAGUGUUUUAUUUCACAUAUUUAACCCUUUCACUGCAAAGUUAUAUAUGAUAUAUGAUAAUUUAUCAUAUAUCAAAAAAAUACCCUUAUGCUGUGAAUUGUUUGCCAAAUAUUUGUAUAGUGUGAGAGCCAGCUUAUCAUGUAAGCUGUAUUUACAAGAAUAACAUACCAAAACUUGCCUCAGUAUAAAUCAUACCAUUUUAACUUUUUACAGUAGCUAUACACUGCACAGUUCACUUGUUCCAUGGCCUCUUAUCCAUUAAUCUCCCUUUUUUGUGUUUGCAGUUAAGCAGCAAUAAAACACUUAAUAUUGGUUAAAUAUAGGUACAUUUAGCCAAUUUUAUUCAUAGACAAGGUACUUUUAAAUCUUGUUCAUUUCUGUUAGGUAAAAUGCACCCCUGAAUUUUUUAGCUUGAAAUGGCGGAUAACUGAAACUCUGAUAAUUUAACGUUAUUUAACGUUAUAAAAGCAUUGAAAGGGUUAAGUAAAAAAUCUGCAUGUAACAUUGAAAAUAGCGACAAACUGCUCUUAAAAUUUUAUACGCUCUUGGGUUAAGCAUUUCAAGUAGCUAAGCGUACUAUGUUUAAAGCUGUCCUUUUGGUCAGUGUUAUGUAUGAAAUGAAGUCUCAAAGUCAGUCAGAGCCAUGUUUCAAACAGAAUUUAAUUUCCAGAAAUGCAAGUAAUAUACAAAUACAAUGAAGAUAAAACUUAUGGAUUCAUGACAUUAAACUGUGGGUCAAGAGUAUUAGGGAUAUUGCUAACUAUGUUUAAUUACAAUCAUUAAUUUUGCAGAGUAAUGGCGUACUGUAAUUCCUAAACAUAAUCGUGUGAGAUCUUACAUUUUGUAAGGCACUGGGCAGCUACUUUUAAUUUCAUGAUUAUCAUUGUCAUACAAUUAUUACCAUUAUUUUUUAACCUUAAUUUGUUUUGUAAUUUAAGUGAACUCCAAUGUGACAGUCACACUAUCUAACGAGCCCAAUGUAUUUUUUUAUUUGCAAUAUUUUAUAUAAAUAACUUUAUGCUUAAAAUGUACACAGUUACAGGAUGUAUGAUGGCAUUGCUCUCCUUCUAUUUGUAUUACAGUGCAAGGAUGUCUGUGUGUUUAAAGAAUACUUAAUUUUGUUAUUUCAAUUGUGAGUUUAGUUUAUGUGUUUGUAUGAAUGUGGGAUUUUGAAUGAAUGUGUGCAUGCAUGCAAUUGUUUGCAUGCGUGCAUGUGCUAUAUAAGUUACUGUUACUCCAAAACAAAAUCAGAAAUAAAAAUACUGUGUCAUGUAA
This is a messenger RNA of Brienomyrus brachyistius, 4723 nucleotides long. Its product is annotated as dachshund homolog 1-like. Bases 202 to 1953 code for a protein of 583 amino acids. The record is from RefSeq and is a predicted model, not a curated record. The transcript is spliced from 11 exons. Lineage: Eukaryota; Metazoa; Chordata; Actinopteri; Osteoglossiformes; Mormyridae.